Messenger RNA from Cuscuta campestris, 674 nucleotides. The record is from the annotation of a GenBank genome assembly. Lineage: Eukaryota; Viridiplantae; Streptophyta; Magnoliopsida; Solanales; Convolvulaceae.
CUGUAGCCUUUUUAUGUCUUAUUAGUUUUCUUCACUAGUUUCACAAUUUAGUAUCCAUGGCCUCAUAAGGAAUUCCUUUUGCAGCUUGGGUCUGCAGAACUUUUCAUGCAAGAAUCAAAGUUUCUGAUCCAUGGCAAUGGUAAAGAGAAGCCGGCUACUGGCUUCAUGUUUGAAAAGGAGCAGAUGCAUGGGUUAUAUUUCAAUCAAUCUCCGGCAAAGGAUAUUGCUUUGGCAAGGGUUUCAAUGAGACCAAUCCCUCUUGGUCCAAUGAUGGAGAAGUUGUCGUUGACUCCCCAAAACUACGGAAGUGGCCGGAGAUUCUAUGUCCAAACAUUGGACGAUCACGCUCUUUCACCGGAUGUCCAAGAAAAGCUGGUGAGGGAAAAUCCUCCUGAAGGAGUGUUCAAGAUCAAAGGAAGUGACCACUGCCCUUUCUUCUCAAAGCCGCAAUCGCUGCAUAAAAUUUUACUUGAAAUUGCUCAGAUUCAGUAAAAUAUCAGAUAUAUCCUCAGCAAAAUGCAUUCUUGAAAUUGUUUAGCUCAGCAUGAUUUGUUAUCUUCAAAGAACAAACAAAAUUCUUUUGCUCAUAGUAAAAAUAGCGUUAUGUACGUGAAUACUUUUUUUUUCUUCUUCUCAAUGUGCCAUAAAGAAAAAAACAAAUGAGCAUGUUCUUG